AGGAGGAAGAACGCGGCUCUCCCUCCUCCCUCGCUGUGGCAGCCUCCAUCCUCCUCCUCCUCCUCUGGUCACAUCCAGUCCGCAGGAGUCUUUUCUUCGCAGGGGACGUCGUUGUUCCGUAUUUUUAUUUUCUGUCUUGGUGGAGCUGAACACCAGCAUGGAGAUGAUGAGCAACCAAGAGCGGCGCAGCGUCAGCCUCCGUGGCUUGCUGAGGAGGAACUGGCUUCUGAUCGCCACUGUUGUGUCAGUGCUGCUCGGGAUCACUUUAGGGGUUGUAGUCAGAGAGUAUGCAUCUCUCUCCCACCUCGACAAGCAGUAUUUUGGCUUCCCGGGAGAGAUCCUGAUGCGAAUGCUGAAGCUGGUCAUCCUUCCACUCAUCAUUUCCAGCAUGAUAACAGGUGUCGCAUCCCUGGACUCUGAAGUGUCUGGAAAGAUUGGUCUGAGAGCUGUAAUCUAUUACUUCUCAACAACCAUCAUCGCAGUUAUUCUGGGAAUUAUUUUGGUGAUGACUAUCAAACCGGGGGUCUCACAGGAAGCUGAGCACAUUGACAGAACUGGAACAACUCCCAAUGUUACCACAGUAGACACACUCUUAGACCUACUCAGAAACAUGUUUCCAGAAAAUCUGGUGCAGGCCUGUUUUCAGCAGUACAAAACUAAUCGCAAAGAACUGGAGGCGGUGAACGCUUCAGCUAACAACACCACAACUACAGCUGCACCGCUCACAACUACCAUCAUGGCAGCAGUGGAGAACAUCACUAAGGACUAUCAAAUCGUUGGAGCGUAUUCAGAUGGGAUCAACGUGUUGGGCCUGAUCGUGUUCUGCAUUGCUUUUGGCCUCGUCAUUGGGAAGAUGGGAGAAAAGGGUCGAAUCCUCCUGGAAUUCUUUGAUGCCGUUAACGAAGCAACAAUGAAACUGGUCCAAAUAAUUAUGUGCUACAUGCCUGUCGGGAUCCUGUUCCUUAUUGCUGCAAAGAUCAUUGAGGUGGAAGACUGGGAGAUCUUCAAGAAGAUGGGUCUUUAUAUGGUGACUGUGCUGAGUGGUCUAGCUAUCCAUGGUGCCAUCUGUCUGCCACUCAUCUUCUUCAUCAUAGUGAGAAAGAACCCGUAUACAUUCACACUGGGAAUGGCCCAGGCGCUGGUGACAGCACUCAUGAUGUCCUCCAGCUCCGCUACCCUACCUGUCACCUUCCGAUGUGCCGAAGAGAACAAUCGAAUAGACAAGAGGAUCACCCGUUUUGUGCUACCAGUGGGUGCCACCAUCAACAUGGACGGCACAGCACUCUACGAGGCGGUGGCAGCAAUCUUCAUCGCCCAGCUGAACAACUUUGAUCUGGAUGUGGGCCGGAUUGUCACCAUCAGUAUAACAGCGACAGUCGCCAGUAUUGGAGCAGCAGGAGUCCCCAACGCGGGGCUUGUCACCAUGGUGAUUGUCUUAACAGCGGUCGGAUUACCUGCAAGUGAUGUCACUCUGAUUGUCGCCGUUGAUUGGCUGCUGGACCGCUUCCGUACGGUGAUCAACGUUCUGGGCGACGCUUACGGAGCCGGCAUCGUUCAGAAACUCUCCAAUAGGGAACUCGAGAGGAUGGAUCUUAUAUCAGACGUGGACGUCGCCAACCCUUUCGCUCUGGAAGCAACUUUGGACGACGAGGAAUGCGAGAAGAAGUCCUAUGUUAAUGGAGGCUUCACCGUCGACAAGACAGAUGCCAUCUCCUUCACAGAAACCUCUCAGUUCUAGUCCGGACCGGCUCAGAGGAGCAAAAGCUGCCAUCAUGCAUCAGCACCGGGAGGAUGGAGGGAAACUAUCCAACCAGCCCAUCCAAGCUCAGACAUCAGCAAUAGCAGUCUUUAUCCAGCUUAGACAUCAUCAUCAUCACCUUUCUAACAAACACUAGAUUCAAGUGCUUCCUUACGACACUCAAACUGUGCCAAGAUUAAGAAAAGACCUUUUCUCAUGUGAACAGUGUUAGUUUGAAUGAAUGUGUGCACAUGUGGAUAUUCUUUUUAGUGUGUGUGGGUCCGGAUUGUGCAAAUAAAAAGACAAAAUAUCAGUAAAAACUAAUAAAAGUCCAAAUUUGCUUCUUGAUUAGACAGUAACACUGCUGGGUGGCUGUUGUUGAAUAUCUACGUCCCAUAAUGCACUGCUUGUACUUUAAUAUCACCGUAUAUCUACAUGUGUGUUUAAAUUGUGCCAAACGAGUUUUUCACUGAGCUGCAUGAAGCGACGUGUUAGAGAUGCUAGUGGCUGGUUUUUACCGCGGGGAGUCCUGAGAGACGAAGGCUGAAGAACACUGUGAAACAAGAUGUCUUUUUCUGUUUUAUGGAGCCAAUUCGCCGGCAUUUAUUGAUGUAUUUCAAACUAUGAGAGGAUAUAAAGUGUGUUUAUGGGAUGUGGGGGAAUCUUAUAUCUUAUUAUAUAAUCAAAAAUGUACAAAUUCAAACAAGCUUGAGUCAUUUAUGUCAUCUAUGUUUUUCCAAGGGCUUUGACCCAAUAAGACACACGUGUUUUCAUGAGUUUGGAUGCUCAGAUAUGACUAAUUUCUGCUGACUUUCAUCUGUAUGAAUUAGUAAGCUAGAACACCUUGGAAAGGUUAAAGUAAAUGCAUCACAGU
Messenger RNA from Melanotaenia boesemani (Boeseman's rainbowfish), 2612 nucleotides. RefSeq names its product solute carrier family 1 member 1 (gene slc1a1). Bases 158 to 1738 code for a protein of 526 amino acids. NCBI's taxonomy places the organism in Eukaryota, Metazoa, Chordata, Actinopteri, Atheriniformes, Melanotaeniidae. The transcript is spliced from 12 exons. The record is from RefSeq and is a predicted model, not a curated record. Gene Ontology annotation, molecular function: L-glutamate transmembrane transporter activity; glutamate:sodium symporter activity; L-cysteine transmembrane transporter activity. Gene Ontology annotation, biological process: L-glutamate transmembrane transport. Gene Ontology annotation, cellular component: plasma membrane.